AUGUAAUACAGUAUAUUAAUAGUAUUUAUGUCCUUUGUUGCAAGUUUCAAUUAUUUACCAGAAGUUGAAAUAGACUUGAGUAUUGAACCAAAAUAACGAUGGAAAUAAGCAAUUCGUAUCAUUAUUGAAUAAUAUGGAUAUGAAAAUUCUUUUGGUUAAGUUUUUGAAUUUCAUAAUAAAAAUACAUUCUAUAUACUUGAUCCAUAAGACUAUAGUACAAUAGCUAAAGCAAUAAGAAUACAUUAUCCUGAAUAUUCAUUAGAAUUAGAUGGAAUUGUAGAAGAAUUAAAUAGAAGUGAAAUAACCUUUGAAUAUUUAUCUGCUUGGGCAUAUUUUCAUGAAAUUGCCCAUAUAUCAACUGACAUCACUGAAUCUACUGGACUUCUUUUAUAAGUUGGAGAUUAAAUUAUACAUGGAAGAAAUAUGGAUUAAGCCCCAAUUUAAGCUAGAAAUAUUAUUUUACAUUUGAUCAUUAAGAAAGAUGGAUAAUAUUUAGGUGAAUCAGUUGAAUGGUAUUGGUUUAAUGUAGGAUUCAUUACUUUAUUAAAAUACAAUGUUGCAUACUUGAAGAAAAUUGGAGAUUUUGUAUACCUUUAAACAAAAACCAGUUAAUGAUCUUUAUUGAAUAGGGAGUAUCUUCAUUAGCAUGGACUUAUAGAUACAUUUUAAUAAAUGAAAAUAUGAACACAUUCGAUAAAGUUGUCUCAUAUCUCGAACAAAAUUAAGUAGCUAGUUCAUUUUAUAAUGUGAUUGGUGGAAAAGAGAAAAAUUAGGGAGUGAUCAUCUCAAGAGAUCCAUUCAUUAUGUAUCCAACCAUUAGUUUGAAUACUUCAAUACUAAACUAAAUCAAUUAUUAAUACUUGGUUUAAACAAAUUAUGAUCAUUGGUUACCUGACCCUUAGAAUGAUCAAAGAAGAACAAUGGCUGAGAACUUAUUAGCUUAAUUGCAAAUACAUCAAUGGAAUGAAUUUGGAGUGUUUGCUGUAAUGGAAACUUACCCAAUUCAUAAUGAAGGUACUUUCUACACUAUUAUAAUGAAUGCUAAAUAUAAUAGAUUGAUAGCAUUUGGAUAACCCAAUAUGACAUAAAUUGAAAAUUGA
Molecule: messenger RNA, 1100 nt
Organism: Paramecium pentaurelia
Lineage: Eukaryota; Ciliophora; Oligohymenophorea; Peniculida; Parameciidae
Source: the annotation of a GenBank genome assembly